Messenger RNA from Racocetra persica, 218 nucleotides. The record is from the annotation of a GenBank genome assembly. NCBI's taxonomy places the organism in Eukaryota, Fungi, Glomeromycota, Glomeromycetes, Diversisporales, Gigasporaceae.
AAACAUGUCCAGUGUGUAAUGAAGAGCAUAAAGAUGAUGAAGUGAAAGGGCAGUGGGGUGCUGGCGAAAAUCAUGAAAAACGAAAAGACAUUAUCAGCAAGGUAUUGAAACAGAAUCCCGGUAUAUCUUUGAGUUGUAGUAGUGAUUCUGGUGAUAUAUAUCAAUGUACCACUCCUUCAUUAUGUCCGUCAUGUGAGCAAAAACAUAAAGAAAAUAUC